GGGCGGGGUCAGCGGGCGGGCGGGGCCGGGCUCUGGCUCAGCACUCCCUCCGCGGCCGCCGAGCCGAGCGGAUGCCCCCCGCCCGGGGCCCAUCUCCCUUAUCAUGACCGGGCCCCUGGAGGUGACGGCACGGACACGAUGCCCCAAGAAGAGUCGGAGGGCGGUGUAGACGGCGGCGGCGGCGGCGGGGGGGAGGGGCCCACGUUCAUCCCAGACGGGGAGCCGCUGAGGGAAGAGCAGCGACCCCUGAAGCAGUCUCUGGGAGGUUCCCUUUGUCGGGAGUCCCACUGGAAGUGCCUCCUGUUGACCCUCCUCAUCCACGCAUGUGGGGCGGUGGUGGCCUGGUGCUGGCUGGCCACCGUGCCCCGGCUGGCCAUCGGCGCCGGCCUCUCCCACGGGACGCCGGCCACCUACCAGGCCAGCCCCUGCUCGGAUGGCUACCUGUACAUCCCGCUGGCCUUCGUCUCCCUCCUCUACCUCCUCUACCUGGCUGAGUGCUGGCACUGCCACAUGAGGGCCUCGAGGGCGCCGCGCACAGACGUGGUCACGGUGCUGGCCCUGAUCCGCCGGCUGCAGCAGGCCCCGCCCUGCGUCUGGUGGAAGGCCACCAGCUACCACUACGUGCGGCGGACCCGACAGAUAACGCGCUACCGCAACGGCGACGCGUACACCACCACGCAGGUCUACCACGAGCGGGCCGACAGCCGGACGGCGCGGGGCGAGUUCGACUACUCCGCCCACGGCGUGCGCGACGUCUCCAAGGAGCUGGUGGGGCUGUCCGAGCACCCCGCCACGCGCCUGCGCUUCACCAAGUGUUUCAGCUUCGGGAGCGCCGAGGCGGAGGCGGCGUACCUCACCCAGAGGGCCCGGUUCUUUGGCGCCAACGAGGGCCUGGAUGACUACCUGGAGGCCCGGGAAGGGAUGCACCUGAAGGACGUGGACUUCCGCGAGUCGCUGAUGGUGUUCGCGGACCCCCGCAGCCCCCCCUGGUACGCCCGGGCCUGGGUCUUCUGGCUGGUGUCCGUGGCCACGCUCUCGUGGCCGCUGCGCGUGGUGGCUGCCUACGGCACGGCCCACGUCCAUUACCAGGUGGAGAAGCUGUUCGGGGCCAGCUCGCCGCCCCCCGGCCACGCCCCCGGAGGCCCGUCGCUGUCCCGAGUAGCCACCGUGGACUUCACGGAACUCGAGUGGCACAUCUGCUCCAACCGGCAGCUGGUGCCCAGCUACUCGGAGGCCAUGUUGAUGGGCCCCGGGCCCACGGCCUACCUCAGGGGCUGCCAGCGCUGCCGCCGCUCCGUCAGCAGCAACUCGCUGCCCCCCUCCCGCGCCAGCGGGCCCCGCCUGCCCUUCAGCCGCAGCCGGCUCUCCCUGGGCGGCGGGAGUCGGGCCACGACGGGGGUCUUCCGGAGUCUGAGCGGGGGGCCGCUGGCUCGCCGGGGGGAAGACACCGAGCCCUUGGAGAGCCCCCCCUGCUACCAGGAUGCUCUCUACUUCCCGGUCCUCAUUGUCCACGGAGACGGGGGUUGCCGGGGGGAUGGGCAGGGCGCCAUCUGAGCCCCCCCAGCAGAAGUCGGGUGUCGUGGCGCCAGGGCCCGGCGGGGGAUGCACACACCCGGGGCCCCGAUGAGUGAUCGGUUCUUGUAGAAACCCCAAUGGCAAACGCUCUCGGUGAGGGGGGGUGGGUGCAGGCCACGUGGAAGCCACGCUCAGGCGCCAGUGCGGGGGGGGGACUUGGAGCUGGCAGGAGGCGGAAGGGAGACGGAGCUUCCCUCAGCCCCCGCUUCAGCCCCGGCUCCUGCGGAUGUCGUUUCCCCGAGAGCUAAGGGCCCGUCUGGGGCCCGAGUCCUGGGGAGCAGGACUAGAGCAGGUACUGAGGCCAGCUUGGGGCGGGCUGGGGGUUGCUAGGGAGAUGUUUACUCGGGGCCAAGGGCCCUUUUCCCCAGGGAAAAUCUCCCCUCCGGGGCUGGGGCUCGAAGGCGCUCCGGAGCAGUUCAGACCAAGGGGAAGGGCAGUCCCCUGCUCCAGGAGCUCUAUUCACCCCCAGCUCCUUGGUCCUUUGGGGUGGACCCCCUCCUCCCUCAUGGAGAAGCACAAAGGGGAGCAGCUCCCUCCCUCCCCGGGGCUCAGUAAGGGUGCCGAGACCAGGACCGGGGCCUGAGGCCUUCUCCCGACCCCACACCCCGGGGCCACACACACUCGGCCACUCCCGAGACCUCCGAGCUGGCUGACCGGCCCCGGCUGGGAGAAUGUGGAAGGGGGCGGUGGCAGGAGGUGGGCCCCACUCCCACCAGUUCAUUCUGUACUCCCGUGUCCCGUCCAAACACUCGCUCUUCCCCCGGGGGGCCCCUUCUCAGACACCCCGGCCCCCUCAUUAUGAGCACCUCCAAGGUGGGCUUUGCUUGUCGCCUCCCUCCUCCCUUCUCAUCCCCUCCCAUGAGACACCCUCCUUCCUCUCCUCUCCUCCUCCCUCAGGAGGCUUCCUCUCUUUGCUGUCCUCCCCCGCAAGGGAGCCAGCUAGGGGUGGGGGGAACUGGGGCAGCAUGUGGGCCCCCCGAGGCUCUGAAAGCCCCCUCUCUUCCUUAAUGUCGCGACCCCACCCCCAGGGGCGGCUUCGUCCAGGCGCCCCCUGACCUCUCCUUCUGUGAUUCCCGUCCCCGGCCAAGGGCUGCUCGAAGGCCCCUUGCUCCCGGCAGGACCCUCCGGGCUCUGGCGCCCCUCUGGGGAGACGCGGGCUUCGGCCGGCAGGAGGCCCCAGGAGACCAGGAAGAAAUAAAAGGUAUGAAACAGC
Molecule: messenger RNA, 2788 nt
Organism: Antechinus flavipes (yellow-footed antechinus)
Lineage: Eukaryota; Metazoa; Chordata; Mammalia; Dasyuromorphia; Dasyuridae
Gene: TMEM151A
Product: transmembrane protein 151A
Exons: 2
Coding region: 139-1554 (471 amino acids)
Source: RefSeq, a predicted model, not a curated record